AUCUGGUCGUCAAGGGUACAGGAGGCAGGCUCCGUUACCCGCUGAGUCAUCUCACUAGCUCCUUCAACAUUUAUUUAUUUAUUUUUUACGUUUUACAAAGAAAAAAAAAAAUUGUUUCCCCAAUGCCAGGCAAACCUAGUGAGGAGAAUGAAGAGUGAAGGAAUGAAUGAAUGAACGGUCAGAAGAGCGCGCUCCAUAAGGUAAAGGAUCCAGUCUGGAGAUCCCAGGGCGGAGCUUAGGCGGGCACUGCGCAGUUACCACUCCCGGACUCCACCUUGCAGUCUCGGGGUGCGUGGCCGGCUCUAUCCUCACGCCCUCGCCCGGAGCGGCCGCCCUCGGCGCGUUGCGGACGGAAGGGUCGCCGGCCGGGGCGCACGCCCACCUGUCGCGCGCAGGCGCAGAACGUCGCCUGGCUCUCCCGCGGCGCGGUCAGUGCGCAGGCGCGGCGGCCGAUGCGAGUGUGUCUGUGCGGCGAGAAGAUGGCGGCGACGGGAGACGCGGCGUGAGAAGCCGGAGCAGCGCCGAACCUCAUUGAGACGGGCCGCCAUGGCCCUCCACAACCCACAGUAUAUUUUUGGCGAUUUCAGCCCUGAUGAAUUCAAUCAGUUUUUUGUGACUCCCCGCUCUUCAGUUGAGCUCCCUCCAUAUAGUGGGACUCUGUGUAGCAUACAGGCUGAAGAAGAACUGCCAGACGCAGGACAAGAACAUCAGAGGAUCGAGUUUGGUGUGGACGAAGUCAUCGAACCUAGUGAUGGUCUGCCGAGAGCCCCUAGCUACAGUAUUUCAAGUACCUUGAACCCUCAGGCACCUGAAUUUAUCCUUGGUUGUACGACUUCCAAAAAGACCCCUGAUGCCAUAGAAAAAGAGGAGACCUGCAGCCCUGUGGACCAGUUCCCAGCCUCAGCUUUGGCCCUGGAAAACAAUUCUAAUGCAGAGGCUGAGGCCCUGGAGAACGACAGUGGCACUGGCAGUCUUGGUCAGAGGGAGCGGAAAAAGAAGAAGAAGCGGCCCCCUGGGUACUACAGUUAUCUGAAAGACGGUAAUGAGGAGAGUGCUUCCCCAGCUGCCCUGGUCAAUGGCCAUGCUACUUCCAUGGGUAUGAACAGUGAGGGUGUGGAGGACGCUGAGUUCGCGGUGGACGUGCUUCCUUCAGUCAUGCCCAGGACUUGUGACAGCCCUCAGAAUCCCAUGGACUUCAUCAGCGACCCUGUUCCUGAUAGUCCUUUCCCCAGGACACUAGGCGGUGAUGCCAGGACUGCAGGGCUGCAUGAGGGCUGCCAUGAAGCUGACUUUGAGCAGCCCUGCCUCCCUGCAGACAGCCUGCUAAGGACAGCUGUGACCCAGCCCUACGCUGGCACUGAUACUACUGAGAACCUUGCAGUUGCUAAUGGAAAAAUACUUGAAUCCUCGGGCGAGGACACUGCUGCCAAUGGGGUAGAGCUGCACACUGACGAGGGCGCAGACCUGGACCCUGCGAAGCCCGAGAGCCAGUCACCUCCUGCCGAAAGUGCGCUCUCUGCCUCUGGCGCCAUUCCCAUUAGCCAGCCUGCAAAGUCCUGGGCUAGCCUCUUUCAUGAUUCUAAGCCCUCUUCCUCCUCACCUAUGGCUUAUGUGGAAACUAAGUGUUCCCCCCCUGUCCCGUCCCCCCUGGCCUCUGAAAAACAGAUGGAAGUCAAAGAAGGGCUUGUUCCAGUAUCAGAGGAUCCUGUAGCCAUAAAGAUUGCAGAGUUAUUGGAGACUGUAACCCUAAUACAUAAGCCAGUGUCAUUGCAACCCCGUGGGCUGAUCAAUAAAGGAAACUGGUGCUACAUUAAUGCCACCCUGCAGGCAUUGGUGGCUUGCCCUCCGAUGUAUCACCUGAUGAAGUUCAUUCCUCUGUACUCAAAAGUGCAAAGGCCUUGCACGUCAACGCCCAUGAUAGAUAGCUUUGUUCGGCUCAUGAAUGAGUUUACUAAUAUGCCAGUACCUCCGAAACCCCGCCAAGCUCUCGGGGAUAAGAUCGUCAGAGAUAUCCGCCCAGGAGCUGCCUUUGAGCCCACUUACAUCUACAGACUCCUGACAGUCAUCAAGUCGAGCCUGUCUGAAAAGGGCCGACAGGAAGACGCCGAGGAGUACCUAGGUUUCAUCCUCAAUGGCCUCCAUGAGGAGAUGCUGAGUCUGAAGAAGCUGCUCUCACCCACACAUGAAAAGCACUCUGUUUCCAACGGGCCCGGAAGCCACCUGAUAGAGGACGAGGAGCUGGAAGACAUGGGCGAGGGCAGUGAGGACGAGUGGGAGCAAGUGGGUCCCAAGAACAAGACGUCCGUCACCCGGCAGGCGGAUUUCGUCCAGACACCUAUCACUGGCAUUUUCGGUGGACACAUCAGGUCUGUGGUUUACCAGCAGAGUUCCAAGGAGUCUGCCACCCUGCAGCCGUUCUUCACACUGCAAUUGGAUAUCCAGUCUGACAAGAUCCGCACAGUCCAGGACGCGCUGGAGAGCCUGGUGGCCAGAGAGUCUGUCCAAGGUUACACCACCAAAACCAAGCAGGAGGUUGAAGUCAGCCGCAGAGUGACUCUGGAGAAGCUUCCCCCUGUCCUCGUGCUCCACCUGAAGCGCUUCGUCUAUGAGAAGACAGGCGGAUGCCAGAAGCUGGUCAAGAACAUUGACUACCCCGUGGACUUGGAGAUCAGCAGAGAACUACUCUCUCCAGGCGUCAAAAAUAAAAAUUUUAAAUGCCACAGAACCUAUAGGCUGUUCGCAGUGGUCUACCAUCAUGGUAACAGUGCCACAGGCGGCCACUACACUACGGACGUCUUCCAGAUUGGGCUCAACGGCUGGCUGCGAAUUGAUGACCAAACGGUCAAGGUUAUUAACCAGUACCAGGUGGUGAAGCCGACUGCUGACCGCACAGCCUACCUCCUGUAUUACCGCCGUGUGGACCUGCUGUAACCGUGCCCGUGUGCCUGUGUGUGCCUGACGCUGCUUCCUACAACUCCCAACUCACUCACUACCCACCUCUCUAGUGGCUCUGUAGAGAGACUCUCCCUCUGUGCCAGUGGCCUGGAUGAAGAUGCCUGGGGUCUGCACAGUGCAGCUCAUGCUGACUCUGACUUCAGAGACUGGACUGAUGACCGAGUGAGGAGACACGAGCCACCGCUUCUGAAGAGCCGCUGGCUCCUGAGCGGAGGCGGCGCCUACGCUGUGUCCCCGUCUGAUCUCGUAGUGGAAUGCGUCCUGCACCAGCAGCUCUUGUAAAUUUGUGAAAAUGAAUUUUAUCUUUCCUUAAAAAAAAUAAUUUUUUUAAUUCAUCACAGUUUCCUCCUUUACCCUUUAGUUUUUGAUAAAUGACAAAAACGAGCCAGUUAUCAGAGAGGAGGUAGCUCUUACUUCAAAAGGAAAUAAAUAAAAAAAAAAAUGUUGCUGGUUCCUAACAGGAAAUGCAGUUUAACGAUUGUGAAAGGGAAACUGCUGACGUAGACACCGCAGGUCAGACGUGUGGGUAGACGUCGGGCUACAGAGGUAGGUGAGUGUAACUUUAUCACCAUGAGAAGAUUGCAGAUUGCAUCCAUGCUGUGUACACAUGAACGGUGGGCAAAAUGCUGAAGACUGACAUUUCCCAGUGUCUGCUGUGUAAUCUCCUGCCACGCCUCUGAUGCCGUGUCCCUCAUGUACACAGGGUAGUGAUUCCUAGGAGUAUAAAGUUGUCACCCGUCAAUAAAGAUCACAAAGUUGGUUUAAA
Arvicanthis niloticus (Nile rat) is the source of this 3721-nucleotide messenger RNA. RefSeq names its product ubiquitin specific peptidase 10 (gene Usp10). Gene Ontology annotation, molecular function: cysteine-type deubiquitinase activity. Lineage: Eukaryota; Metazoa; Chordata; Mammalia; Rodentia; Muridae. Gene Ontology annotation, biological process: protein deubiquitination; DNA damage response, signal transduction by p53 class mediator; regulation of autophagy. The record is from RefSeq and is a predicted model, not a curated record. Gene Ontology annotation, cellular component: cytosol; early endosome; nucleus.